AUGCCCGAGCUACUUUCUUUUCUACCUACUAUUCCACCCUCAAUUCCUUAUACGAGUUGCUACUGUGAAGAGAACGUAUGGAUGCUUGCUCGACACUUUCAGUCCGACCCCGAAAUUGUACGCAUCUGGCACAUCUAUGCCGUUUUCGUGUCGAACGCCAACAAGACGGUAGCACUAUGGAGACAGAAAGCCCGGCCGGACGUCGUUGUCUGGGAUUACCAUGUCGUACUCCUUGCCAGAUCAAAGAGUCGGGAUGGAGAAGAAUCGCAUUCAUCUCCGCCCUCUGCCUGGAUUUACGAUAUGGACACGACGCUGAGCUUGCCUUGUGAAGCUCGUGACUAUCUCAGCCAAACAUUCAUGCCCUGCUCCUAUAAAUACACGAGUCGCUUCCGAGUCGUUCCCGCAACCGUAUUCUUGGACGAAUUCGCCUCUGAUCGCUCGCACAUGCUCGCUUCACAACCCUACGAGCCACAAGAAGAUAUGGCGAAGGAGUGUGAAUACAAAAUGCCCCCACCACAAUGCCCGCCGAUCUGCGGUUCCAACGCCCGAUUGAAGGGCGUGAGGCAUAACCUCAUGACACACUUCGUCGACGUGACGGUCAAAGGCUUCGGAGACGUUGUCGAUCUCGCUCUUCUGACCACAUGGAUGGAGAGACCCACGAUUACUGUCAACUAG
Peniophora sp. CBMAI 1063 is the source of this 675-nucleotide messenger RNA. NCBI's taxonomy places the organism in Eukaryota, Fungi, Basidiomycota, Agaricomycetes, Russulales, Peniophoraceae. The record is from the annotation of a GenBank genome assembly.